This is a messenger RNA of Eremothecium sinecaudum, 7380 nucleotides long. RefSeq names its product phosphatidylinositol kinase-related protein kinase TOR1 (gene TOR1). Gene Ontology annotation, cellular component: nucleus; TORC2 complex; TORC1 complex. Gene Ontology annotation, biological process: protein phosphorylation; negative regulation of macroautophagy; TOR signaling. The coding region runs from base 1 to 7380 and encodes 2459 amino acids. The record is from RefSeq and is a predicted model, not a curated record. Gene Ontology annotation, molecular function: protein serine/threonine kinase activity; protein binding; protein-containing complex binding. Lineage: Eukaryota; Fungi; Ascomycota; Saccharomycetes; Saccharomycetales; Saccharomycetaceae. The transcript has a single exon.
AUGUUAAAAAGGAAGGGUGACAGGAAUAGGAAAAGAUUGUCACCAAUGAUCUCUUCUACAGAUGUGUUGUUUGUAGAUUCCGCUUCUGCUGCUGGAACAGCAGGUGCAUCUUCAGCGGCUGUUGGAAAUGAUGCAGCAGGUGAUUUAGUUAAGGCGGUAACUACUCAAGGCGGUGUUGAGGUUGACUAUGAGACUAACUUUACUGGUUUUACUAUUAUAUUCAAUAGAUUAAAGAGCAGUAACAAUAAUGAGCGAAAGGCGGCCUCUAUUGAGUUGAAAAAUAGUCUAAUCUCAUUGGCAAGAGAGGUUUCAACAGAACAUUUUCAAAGGUUCAGUAAUGAAUUGAAUAACAAAAUAUUUGAACUCAUUCAUGGGUCUGAUUCUAAUGCGAAGCUGGGUGGCAUACUUGCUGUGAAUACCCUUAUAGAUUUCUAUUCGCACACCGACGAAUUACCUAAUCAGACAUCACGGUUGGCGAAUUAUCUGCGAGUACUGAUACCGUCCAGUGAUAUUGAAGUUAUGAGGGCUGCUGCAACUACCCUUGGCAAAUUGGCGGCUCCUGGGAGAACUUUGACAUCAGAUUUCGUUGAAUUUGAAGUCAAGACGUGCAUUGAGUGGCUCACCACAUCCCCGGAGAGUUCAUCUUCCAAUUCAAAACAAGAAUAUAAGAAACAUGCAUCGCUGCUUAUAAUUACGGCUAUUAGCGAUAAUUCUCCAUACCUACUAUACCCAUACUUAAAUUCCAUCCUUGACAACAUAUGGAGAGCUUUGAGAGAUACGAAAUUGGUCAUUAGAACCGAUGCUGCGGUAACUUUGAGGCAUUGUUUGGCAAUAAUUAGUGAGAGAGACUCUGCAUUGACAAAUAAGUGGGUUCAAAGAUUGUUUAAAGGCUGUGCAUACGGUUUAACAUUGGCCACACAUGAAGCUGUUCAUGGUACUUUACUAGUUUAUCGGGAACUAGUUUCUUUGAAGGGACCUUACUUACAUGAAAAGUUCAACGAGAUAUAUGAAACGACCACCAGAUACAAGGAACAUAAACAUGCUGUCAUAAGGAAGGAGAUAUAUGCAGUGUUGCCGCUGCUAGCUUCUUUUGAUCCAAACCUUUUUACAGAAAACUAUCUUGAUAAUACAAUGAUACACUACCUGACUUUAUUAAAGAAUAUGCAUUCCACCCCUACUAAUAAUCCUGAUAAAGCUGCAAUACUAGUUUCAAUUGGUGAUAUAGCAUUUCAAGUUCGUGCGAAUAUUGCCCCCUAUAUGGAUUCCGUACUUGACAAUAUUAGAGACGGCUUCAUGACAAAAUACAAGUCAAGAAAACAUUUUGAGCGUGAGUUGUUUUACUGUAUUGCCAAAUUAGCAUGUGCUGUUGGACCUGCUAUUUCCAAAUACUUGCAUAGUGACUUGUUGGACUUAAUGCUAGCUUGUCCAUUGAGUGAUUAUGUUCAGGACACUUUGGAGACUCUUAAUGAAGAAAUACCUGCUUUAGAGCCUCUUAUUAAUGAAAAGCUCCUGGACCUGAUCUGUUACACGCUCUCUGGGGAAAAAUUUACCCCUCCUGGAUCUCCCACGCCAAUGAAGAAAUUCUCAGCGGAGAAGGCUCGAGCAUACAGAGAUCAAUCGUGGUUACGGAAAACUUAUGACAAUAACGAUAAUGAACAAGAUGCACUGAUAUUGACACAGUCUCUGCGGAUGUUAACUAGCAUUAACUAUAAAUACUCACUCACGGAGUUUGUGCGAGUUGUUACUAUAUCCUAUAUCGAGCAUGAUAAUCCUCAAGUCAGGAAACUAGCAGCCUUAACUUCCUGUGAUCUGUUUGUCAAAGAAAAUAUAUGCAAACAAACAUCACUUCACGCUUUGAAUGCAGUUGCUGAAGUGUUAAGCAAACUGUUAACAGUUGCCAUUACAGACCCGGUUGCAGAUAUAAGAUUUGAGAUCUUAAAGCACUUAGAUAGCAGCUUUUAUCCCCAGUUAUCACAACCGGAUAACGCCAGGUUGUUAUUUAUGGCUUUAAAUGAUGAAGUUUUUGCGAUCCAGAUGGAGGCAAUUAGGAUUGUUGGCCAAUUAGCCUCGGUCAAUCCGGCCUAUAUUGUACCCUCUCUAAGAAAGACGUUAAUUCAACUCUUGACAGAACUAAAGCACUCAAGCAUGACCCGCAAAAAGGAGGAAAGCGCAGCUAUGUUUUGCACAUUAAUAAGUUCAAGCAAGGAUGUCACCCGGUUGUAUAUUGAACCUAUACUAGAUGUUUUAUUACCGAAAUGUCUCGAUAGUUCAUCUGCUGUUGCAUCAACUGCUUUGAAGGCAGUUGGUGAGUUAUCCGUUGUAGGUGGUGAAAGUAUGAAGGAGUACCUGGAUGAUUUAAUGCCACUGAUUAUAAAUACAUUCCAAGAUCAAUCAAAUACAUUUAAAAGAGGCGCUGCAUUGAAAGUUUUAGGACAACUUGCCGCUUCAUCCGGUUAUGUUAUUGAUCCACUACUAGACUACCCUCAAUUGUUAGGUAUUCUUGUGAACAUUUUAAAGUCGGAAAGCUCUCAAUCUAUAAGAAGGGAAACUGUUCGUUUAAUUGGUAUCCUUGGAGCUCUUGACCCAUACAAACAUAGAGAAGUUGAAAGAGCGUCUAGUACGCCAAUUUCUGUAGAACAGAAUGCACCACCCAUUGAUGUUGCACUACUAAUGCAAGGAAUGUCUCCUUCAAAUGAAGAAUACUAUCCUACAGUGGUUAUUAAUACACUAAUGAAGAUAUUAAAAGAUCCUUCACUAUCAUCUCACCAUACAGCCGUUAUUCAAGCUGUAAUAGUCAUCUUUCAAACUUUGAGUUUACGUUGUGUUUCUUUCCUGAGACAGAUAAUUCCAAGCAUGAUCAACGUAAUGAGGACAUGUCCGCCUUCUUUAUUGGAGUUUUACUUCCAACAACUUGGUAUAAUGGUAACAAUUGUUAAAAAACAUAUAAGACCAUAUGUUGAUGGCAUCUUUGAGGUUGUUAAAGAAUUUUUUCCUGUGAUUAAAUUACAGAUUACAAUAAUAUCUGUCAUUGAAUCAAUAUCUAAGUCACUUGAGGGUGAAUUCAAACCAUACUUACCUGCAACAUUGACGUUAUUUUUAGAUGUUUUGGAGAAAGAUAAUUCAAAUAAGAAGAUCGUUUCUGUAAGGAUCCUAAAGUCAUUAGUUGUUUUUGGUCCCAAUCUUGACGACUAUGUUCAUCUAGUGCUUCCAUCCAUAGUUCGCAUGUGUGAAUAUGGCAGCGGGAGUUUGAACAAAGCGGCGAUAGUGACCAUUGGAAGACUAGCCAAAAAUGUCAAUUUGUCUGAAAUGUCGUCGCGUAUUGUUCAGACUAUGAUUCGAGUACUGAAUACUUCUGAUCGCCAACUUAUUAAGUCCACUAUGAACACCUUAAGUUUACUUUUGUUACAAUUAGGUACUGAUUUCACUGUUUUCGUUCCAAUAAUUAAUAAAAUUCUGGUUAAAUCACAUAUCCAACAUACAAUAUAUGAUCAAUUGGUCGCUAAACUAUUAAACAACGAGCCAUUGCCAACUAAAAUAAUUAUUGAUAAGGAUUUUGAUGUACCUAAUAGGGAAUUAGCUGAAACAGAGCUCCCUGCAAGAAAGCUUCCAGUAAAUCAAGCAGUAUUGAAAGCUGCUUGGGAUUGCAACCAGCAACGUACAAAGGAGGAUUGGCAAGAGUGGAUAAGGAGGUUAUCCAUACAGCUUUUGAAGGAAUCUCCUUCUCAUGCGCUAAGAUCUUGUUCAGGUUUGGCUGGUAUUUAUUUCCCCUUGGCACGUGAACUAUUUAAUGCGUCAUUUGCCAGUUGUUGGACCGAACUAUACACACAAUAUCAAGAGGAUCUUGUUAAGUCAUUAUGUACUGCGCUUUCUUCUCCCAACAAUCCACCCGAAAUACACCAAACUUUGUUAAAUUUAGUUGAGUUUAUGGAACACGAUGACAAGUCACUACCUAUCUCAAUACCUACAUUAGGGGAAUAUGCUCAACGCUGCCAUGCUUACGCUAAAGCUUUGCAUUACAAGGAGUUAGAGUUUAUCCAAGAACCUAACACUUCUACGAUUGAAUCAUUGAUCAGUAUUAAUAAUCAACUCCACCAAACAGAUGCUGCAAUCGGUAUUUUGAAGCACGCCCAACAGCACCACGACUUACAAUUGAAGGAGACAUGGUACGAGAAGUUACAAAGGUGGGACGAUGCUUUAAACGCUUACAAUAGACGUGAAGCUGCAGGAGAAGAUACAAUUGAAGUUACUAUGGGUAAGAUGAGAUCCUUGCACGCAUUAGGAGAAUGGGAACAGCUAUCAAAGCUGGCAUCUGAAAAAUGGGGCAACUCUACACUUGAAAUAAAAAGAAUCAUUGCCCCAUUAGCUGCUGGUGCUGCAUGGGGUUUGGCUGAAUGGGACUCAAUUGAGAAAUAUAUUUGUGUGAUGAAAGCCCAAUCACCAGAUAAAGAGUUUUUUGACGCUAUCUUAUGUUUGCAUAGGAAUGACUUUGAAAAGGCAGCAGAGCAUAUAUUUCUUGCCAGAGACCUUUUGGUGACUGAGAUGUCUGCUUUAGUUAAUGAAAGUUACAAUAGAGCUUACAGCGUUGUGGUCAGAUCGCAGAUGAUAACAGAGCUGGAGGAAAUUAUACAAUAUAAGAAACUACCUCAAAAUUCGGAGAAACGGGUUUCUAUGAGGGAAAUGUGGAACCAUAGGUUGUUGGGCUGUCAAAAAAAUGUUGAUGUUUGGCAACGUAUUUUAAGAGUUCGGUCAUUGGUGGUUAAACCUAAACAGGAUAUGCAAGUUUGGAUAAAGUUUGCCAACUUAUGUAGGAAGUCCGGCAGGAUGGGUUUGGCCCAAAAAGCAAUCAACCCAUUAUUAGAGGAAUGCGGUGAUCCAGAGCAUCCAAAUACUGCAAGAGCACCACCUCCAGUUGUUUACGCCCAAUUGAAGUACAUGUGGGCAACAGGCUCAAGAAAGGAGGCUCUGCGGCAUUUAAUCAGUUUCACUUCAAGAAUGGCUCAUGAUUUGGGCUUAGAUCCAAGUAACAUGAUAGCACAAAGUGUCCCUCAGAAUAGUAUUGUUCCAGCCAGCCACAUAGAAGAUUAUACAAAGCUAUUAGCCCGUUGCUUUUUAAAACAAGGUGAAUGGCGAGUUAUGUUACAGCCCAAGUGGAGAACAGAAGCACCGGACACUAUAUUGGGUUCUUAUUUAUUAGCAACUCAUUUCGAUAACACUUGGUAUAAGGCCUGGCAUAAUUGGGCUUUAGCAAACUUUGAAGUGAUUUCAUUAAUGACUGAUAGGGUGCGUGAGGAGCGCCGUACUCGCUCAAGUGAAAAAGAUUCAGAUACACAACUCAACGAUCAACUGCACCAGGUUACUUUCGGUAUGGAACAUGUCAAUGGAAACUCAGAAAAGUAUCCAGAUUUAGUCCAACACCAUGUUGUUCCUGCUAUCAAAGGUUUCUUCCAUUCUAUCUCUCUUUCUGAAUCCAACUCAUUACAGGAUACUUUGAGGCUUUUAACGCUAUGGUUUACUUUUGGUGGCAUUCCCGAAGCUGCUCAAGCCAUGCACGAGGGUUUCAACUUGAUUAAGAUUGAUAAUUGGUUGGAAGUCAUUCCUCAGUUAAUCUCUAGAAUUCAUCAACCAAACCAAACGGUUAGUAGAUCUCUAUUGUCUUUACUAUCGGAUCUUGGCAAAGCACAUCCUCAGGCUCUUGUAUUCCCACUGACUGUUGCCAUUAAGUCGGAGUCAGUAUCAAGACAGCGGGCGGCAUUAUCUAUUAUGGAGAAGAUGAGGAUGCACAGUUCACAUUUGGUUGAACAGGCGGAAUUAGUGAGUGACGAGUUGAUUAGGGUUGCAGUUUUAUGGCACGAACUAUGGUAUGAAGGCCUCGAGGAUGCAAGCAGACAGUUUUUUGGCGAACAUAAUACAGAGAAAAUGUUUGCUACAUUGGAACCUUUACAUGAAAUGCUAAAAAGAGGACCAGAAACCCUAAGGGAAAUAUCAUUCCAAAAUUCUUUUGGUAGAGAUUUAAAUGAUGCAUACGAAUGGGUGAUGAACUAUAAAAGGACACAGGAUAUUAGUAAUCUGAAUCAGGCAUGGGAUAUUUAUUACAAUGUUUUCCGUCGUAUUAGCAGACAACUCCCACAGUUGCAAACUUUAGAUUUACAGCAUGUAUCCCCUAAAUUGUUAGCCGCUCAUAACCUAGAACUUGCAGUUCCAGGUACUUACCAUACUGGUAGACCAAGUGUUCGAAUUGCCCAUUUUGAACCUGUAUUUUCCGUCAUUUCAUCAAAACAAAGACCAAGACGUUUAUCUAUCAGAGGUAGCGAUGGUAAAGACUAUCAAUAUGCUCUCAAAGGUCAUGAGGAUAUUAGGCAGGAUAGUUUGGUCAUGCAGUUAUUUGGAUUGGUGAACACGCUCUUGCAACAUGAUCCAGAAUGUUUCCGUAGACAUUUGGAUAUUCAAAAGUAUCCCGCUAUUCCGCUUUCUCCAAAGUCUGGAUUAUUGGGCUGGGUGCCCAACAGUGACACCUUCCAUGUCCUCAUCAGGGAAUACCGCGAGUCAAGAAAAAUACAAUUGAAUCUAGAACACAGGAUCAUGCUGCAAAUGGCUCCUGAUUACGAUAAUUUAACCUUGCUACAAAAGGUGGAGGUGUUCACAUAUGCUUUGGAUAACACUAAAGGUAAAGAUCUUUACAAGGUCCUGUGGCUGAAGAGUAGGUCUUCAGAAGCAUGGCUUGAAAGACGUACAACAUAUACCCGAUCAUUAGCUGUAAUGUCCAUGGUAGGCUACAUUUUGGGUUUGGGUGAUCGUCACCCAAGUAAUCUAAUGUUAGAUCGUAUCACCGGUAAAGUAGUUCACAUUGACUUUGGAGACUGUUUUGAGGCUGCGAUUUUGAGAGAAAAGUAUCCAGAGAAGGUGCCAUUCAGAUUGACGAGGAUGCUAACAUACGCAAUGGAGGUCAGUGGUAUUGAAGGAAGUUUCCGUAUCACAUGCGAAAACGUAAUGAAGGUCUUAAGAGUCAAUAAGGAAUCCUUAAUGGCUAUUUUGGAAGCCUUCGCACAUGAUCCGUUGAUCAACUGGGGAUUUGAUCUCCCAACACAUGCAAUAACAGAGCAGACAGGUAUUCAAUUACCAUUAACCAAUCCCAGCGAAUUGUUGAGAAAUGGUGUAAUUACAGUUGAAGAGGCUGCUAGGAUGGAAGUACAGCAACGAUCAGAAAUUAGGAAUGCAAGGGCUACGUUAGUUUUAAAGCGUAUUACGGAUAAGUUAACCGGAAACGACUUCCGUAGAUUCCACGAGUUGGACGUACCAGAACAGGUGGAUAAGCUAAUUCAACAAGCAACUUCCGUUGAAAACCUGUGCCAGCACUAUAUCGGCUGGUGUUCAUUCUGGUAA